CGGCCGAAAAUCUCUUCCAUUGGUCAAAACUGUAAAUGCAGCAGAAUAAGCGAAAUUGAAAACACGAGGGAGGGAGAAAGCAGCAACAACUAUUAAAAUCAUCAUGCAAAUCAACCAUGUCCCCCAAACCAGUCGUGCCAGAGCAGUAUUUCCUCGCCCCAACCCCUCACGUACCAAACAGCAGCCUCCCAAUCCUCCGGAAAAGAUACAAGAUUCCUCAUUUCCACACACAAUGUCAUGAAUACUAUGGGAUCAUCCAGGGCGGAUCAACGUAUAUGUUGGGCGUUGGACCGAAAGAUCUAGAAUUUGAUGACCAAGGCCGUCCCUACGGAAUGAAGCUGAGUGUGCAGAAAGGCGACGUGUUUGUACUGCCGGGGAUUUUGGAUUCGACAAACCAUCGCUUCGAUAUGAAUUACGCUCUGGGUUCUGACCCGACGGGGGUUCUGGGUGAUCUUAGUGAUGCGGUGCCGAUUCCUCCACUGGAUCCAUUAUAUGGGCUGGAAGGAUCUUUGCCACGUUUAUAGAAGCAGGCUAGGGUGUUGCGUGGUCGUCUCUGACUUCCUAUAUAACCCCCUCAUAUGCUAUUUCCAGUACAUACGACCACAGGGUGUGGAGAACAGGGCUUCCCGUCCGCUCAGCCGUACUUAAG
This is a messenger RNA of Aspergillus wentii DTO 134E9, 649 nucleotides long. RefSeq lists its product as uncharacterized. The transcript is spliced from 3 exons. Lineage: Eukaryota; Fungi; Ascomycota; Eurotiomycetes; Eurotiales; Aspergillaceae. The coding region runs from base 117 to 524 and encodes 135 amino acids. The record is from RefSeq and is a predicted model, not a curated record.